Messenger RNA from Temnothorax curvispinosus, 4710 nucleotides. Its product is annotated as activity-regulated cytoskeleton associated protein 1-like. Gene Ontology annotation, molecular function: nucleic acid binding; zinc ion binding. The record is from RefSeq and is a predicted model, not a curated record. The transcript has a single exon. Lineage: Eukaryota; Metazoa; Arthropoda; Insecta; Hymenoptera; Formicidae.
UUAGUGUUUUCGAUCUUUCCGUCCAUACAUCCGAACUUUCGUUUCGAGCGUCUGAAACCUGAGCGUCCCACUACACGUAAACUCGCUUGUCACACGUCGGCCCGAUCGACGUACGCGACAUUACAAUUGGCGCCCAACUAAGAGGCCAAGUUCUGACGAAAGCUGUCGCCUCAAGCAAAGACGUCGUCUUCACGUGAGCCAGAACGACCGGUGACACGAUCGCAGACACGACAGAUGUUGAUAUCACGCAAAGUUACAAGAACAGACGAUGAGACUCAGAAGCAAAAACAGGAAACCAAGAUGGCGGAAGAUCAACGUACACGUAACGCCGUUACAUUAACGAACGAACACUUCACGAUGGUUCUACAACAGAUACAGAUAUCUGCCGCAAACGUCCCCGCAACAAACAUCGCGCAACCGCAAGACAAUUUCUCGCAAUGUACCUCGCGUUUUAAUGGGAAAAAAAACGUCUGACGUGAAAGCUUUCAUCGACGCGAUCGUUACGUACAAAGAUUGCACAAAAAUAUCCGACAAAAACGCACUAAAAGAAUUGCCGAUCCUCCUCACGGAUCUCGCCGCGACGUUGUGGCAAGGCGUUAAAUACACGAUUAAUGCGUGAGACAGCGCGUUAGAUCUACUAAAACAAACGUACGGACCUAAAAAACCGGCAUAUCGUAUAUACAAGGAACUUUUUUCUCGCGAACAAAAAGAGAACACAUCGACGGACAUAUUCAUAUGUAAAGCGCGUACAUUACUCUCGAAACGUCCAUAUGACACUCCGUUAGCGGAAAGCAUUCAAUUAGAUAUGGUUUACGGAUUAUUAUCAUACAAGAUUCGGGAGGAAAUACCACGCGAUAAGGUCACUUCGUUCUCAGAGUCAGUAGAUCUCGCGAGGGAAGUCGAAGAAACCAGGGCGAAAGAAGACAAUAAAACGUCGCGCAAACACGAGAACCGCCCGCGUUGUAAAUAUUGUAAAAAUUUUGGACAUACGGUAGACAAAUGCAGAAGCCUUAAAAAGAAACCUGAGGAUAGUUUGAUCGCGUCGAGUAAGAAGAACAAAACGGACGCUGACGCGGACGACACACAAGCAAAUCAACGUCCCCAACCCGCGAUAACUUGUUUUAGUUGCGAAAAUCUCGGUUACCUCCGUAAGGACUGUCCGAAAUGCGCCAAGACGGAUAAAAACAAGAAAAGCGUGGUGAAACCCGAAUUCUGCCUGAUGGACGCGUCUGAAGUACUUACGAAGUAUAAGAGCCGACCGGUUCUCGACGUAGAAAUUCUAGGAGCGAAAGGUACGGGCUUAAUCAACACCGCUGCAAAGAUGAGCGUCGCUGGACAUAGCCUCUACAAAAUCCUUGUCGAAAAGGGACAAAAAUUCAAGAAGACAAAUUUACACAUCAGGUUAGCAGAUGGAAAACGUAUUGAUAACCAAAGUCGACGUCCACGUAGAGAACCGUAAGAUAAGUACCACAUUUCUUGUAAUGCCAUAUGCAGAGAAUAAUUAUGUUAUUGGGCAUGGAUUUUAUUGAGAAAACAAAGAUCAUAAUAAACGUGCCGCAACGCGUAUAGUAUACUUUGCAGACGAAUACGAACCCCACGAGUUGAGUUUCGAAAGCACUAACGAAAUACUUAACACUUUGCAGUUGAAUUACGCCGACACGUUAAGAGACGAUGAAGGCGAAGCUCUUUCGCCGGACCAAUAUAAAAGGCUCGAUGAGAUUUUGGCUAAAUACAAAGAUAUCUUUGCACUAGGGGGUAAGCAAAUGCCAUAUGCUAAACACGCCAUAAAUACAGGUGACCAUGCGCCGAUAGCCACGCCACCGUAUAAGAUGUUGUGCCCCAAAAAGGAAAUUUUGAAGAAGGAAAUAGAGGUCAUGCUCAAGGCCGACAUCAUCGAAGAAUGCGAGUCUCCACGGGCAGCCCUGGUAGUACUCGUACCCAAAAAUGAUGGUACGACGCGAGUCUGAAUUGAUUAUCGCCAAGAGAACGUUGUCACAGAGACAAAUCCUUACCCGAUGCCCUUGAUCGAAUAACUACUACACAGUGCAAAGAGAACGCUUUACAUGUCAACCAUCGACCUCCAUUCGGGAUACUGACAAGUAGACGUGAAACCGGCGGAUCGAGACAAAACCGCGUUCACAACACCGUUCGGUACGUUCCGCUUCAAACGCAUGCCGUUCGGCCUUAAAAAUUCUGGUGCUACUUUUCAGCAAAUAAUGGAUCAAUUCCGAAGAGGUUUGAAGAACAUCACAGUAUAAUACUGAUAUACUUAGACGACAUAAUCGUAAUUUCGACGAAUUUCAAGGAACAUCUGAAGGACUUACAAAAAGUUUUCGAUCGUCUAUGCGAAUUUAAAUUACGAGCUAAGCGAGAGAAGUGCAGGUUUGCAUGCUCACAGAUAAAAUUUCUAGGACACAUAAUCACCGCCGAUGGCAUCAGUCCAGACGACGACAAAGUAGCGGCCAUUCUGAAUCUCGCUCCACCAAGAAACGUGAAACACCUACUUAGGUUCAUACAAACCGCUUCAUGGUUCCGUAGGUUCAUUCCAAAUUUCGCGGCAAUCCAAGCCACUGACAUCGCUAACCAAGAAAAACGCUGUAUGGAUAUGGUCCAAAGAACAGGAAGACGCCUUCAUAGAGUUGAAGAAAGUGCUCACAAAUGCUCUCAUACUCAGAAAAGCGGACGAUAACUUGCCAUUCAUCAUACGGACAAACGCCAGCACCUACGCAAUAGGGGCAAUUCUUGCACAAAGAGAAGGACCCGAUAAAAAUCUCGUAGAAUACACCAGCCGCUUAUUGACCCCAGCAGAACAUAACUACAGUACGACAGAACGCGAAGCCCUUGCAAUCGUUUGGGCCGUCUUGAAGUUCAGAGGCUAUCUCGACGGUGCUCAAAUUAUAAUAGGUACGGACCACCAACCGCUGAAAUGGCUUAUAAGUCUGAAGUCUCCUUCGGAGCGGUUAGCUCGAUAAGCACUGAGUCUCCAGGAAUACGAUCUCAAGAUCACAUACUCCCCGGAAAAAGUAAACGUCGUUGCUGAUACGCUUUCCAGGCCACCGUGUACAGAUUAUAAUGAGAAGGAUUGCGGAAUAUGUACAGUUAUUGACCUACCUUCAAAUAAACCAGCAAAACUAAAGAAAAAGCAACUGUCGGAUCCGGAAGUUAAGAAGAACCUUUGAAUCAAAAAAUGACGUCGACAUCGCGAAUUGGACAUCCCGUGUCAAAUGACGUCCUGUAUCGUUACACGUCUGUCAAAGAUACUGAAGAGGCCCAAUGAGUAGUACCGAAAUGCGCUAUUGGACGCAUCUUGUAUGAAAAUCACGACGCACCUAUGGCAGGACACUACGGAGUAGAUAAGACAUUAAGACGUAUUUUCGACAAGUAUUACUGGCCAGGAAUGCGUAGAGACCGUUAACGAGCAUGUCAGAAGGUGCGCCAAAUACGAACAAUACAAGCCGUCCAAUUUGAAACCCGCUGGAUUAUUGAGGACACCCGCGGCGACUAGAAGAUUUGAGGUACUGGGUACAGAUUUAUCCGGACUUUUACCUAUCACUGUCGAGGGGUACCAGUGGAUAUUCAUCGUUGAAGAUGUUGCAACAAGAUGGAUUGAAAUAUUUCCACUGAGACGCGCUACGGCGGAAGCUUGUGCCAAGACUCUGAUCGACGAAGUUAUACUCAGGUAUGGGAUUCCCCGUCGGGUUAUUUCUGACAACGGGCCUCAAUUCGUCGGAGCAGUGAUGUAGCAAGUGUCUUAUUGUUUGGGGUUCAACCAAUCGUUAACUGCAGUCUAUCACCCGGAAGCAAAUUCUGUGGAACGGAAGAACAGAGACAUAAAGGUUCAGCUCUCCAUCCUCGUAGAAAACGCACAUACUAAAUGGGCCAGCAAAUUACCUUCAAUCAGAUACGCCAUGAACUCCAGCACAUCUCAAGCAACCGGACAUACCCCGGCUUACCUUACAUUCGCGCGCGAAAUGCGUUGUCCGGGAGACGUACAGCGAGAUUUACGUGAGAUCGUAAUCGGAGAAUGUGUCGGAAAUUACGCCCUACUUACAAAAAGGUGCCGAUACUAUGAAGGAAGUUACUGAAACGCACAAACGAGAACAAGACAGACAUAAGACGUACGCAGACGAAGCCAGGAGACCGUCUAUUAAGUUUCAUGAAGGGGACCGGGUUAUGGUCAAAACGCAAGUAUUAAGCAGUGCAUCUCGAAAAGUUACUUCCAAAUUCGCGCCAAAGAGAGAUGGGCCUUAUAAAAUUGCCAAAUGCAUAUCACCCACUAGCUACCAAUUAGCAGAUAACAAUACCGAUAGCCUCCUCUCAGUCUAUCACGCCUCUGAUCUAGAACCUUGGAGGGGAGCCGAGUCAGGAGAUUCCAUUUGCGGGCCGAUUAGGGCUAUCAGGAAACACGGACGACCGAGGAAGGACACGAUGAAUUUACCUCAAGAUGUUGAAUUUUUAACGAGGGCGCCUGACAGAUCUAAAGGGGGAGUCUGUAACGUAACGGGACCCAUAACACGUUCGAAGGGCGCGGUCUUAGGGCAGCGUUAACCGGCACGACGGCGGCGCUACUAGUAAUGAGAAGAGGGAUGGCCCGUAGGAUGGCGUGAGGUUGGUACAAAAGAGGAUCGAGACAAGAGCGCGAGUCAGUACGCGUCGAAAAAUAAAACGAAAUAUAGAGGUUAUUUUCUAAAUCUUAAAAACCAGAGUCAG